ACAUUAUUGACACGUGUUUUCAUUGAAUGUAAAUAUUAUGAUAUUUUUGUGACGAAUACACAAUCAUUCAAACAAUCACUUCAUUUGAUCCCAAGAUAUGGCACAACAGAUGAAACGCUUUAAGAUACCACUCAAGAGGAGAGAUGACAGCAAUGAAGACAACAUUCAACACCCACAAAUCUAUGCGAAAGACUCUUUGGAUCGAUUCGGUGAUGAUUUGUGUCAACUAUUGCUGUCUUAUCUCUCACUCGAAGAUAUAUUUCGUUUGGAAUGUGUGUCCAAACAGUUCCGGAGGACAGUCUUCGUGAGUGUUGUGGACUUCACUCUUAGCGAUGAAUUCAUUCAGAGAUUACUGUAUUGGACGGCAAUUGACGUCGAGUUUACGAUUUACACACAAAUUGAGUACACAAUUGACACCAAAAUGUUGGCCACAAUUGCCAUAAAAUGUGCAAACAUUGAGACCAUUGACUGCCGAGGAAUAAGCGCUAUAAAUGAAGGAUACAUUCCCGAUGUGUUGAACACAUUUCGAGAUAAAUGUCUUAAUUUACGAAAUAUUUACUGCAAUUUAUAUAAAGAUAAUGAGAAGAUAAUGCCGUCGUUGGGACCACUGGUCACCCGAAUCGGUAACAUUGGGUCCUAUGUUAGCAAACAAGCGCUCACUCAUUGCCACCGAUUGUCACAAUUGAAUACUUAUUGUUUUGAUCGAGUCUUCACUUCUGUCUAUACUUCCGGAGUACCACUCGUGAAGAAUUUGCUGAAAUAUGAGUUAAAGUUUAGUUACCAUCCAGACUUUGAUAACCACCGAUUGUCUGCAUUUGUGGCACACAAUCAGUCCCUAAGAAGUGUUGUCAUUGGGACCCAUAUAGACGGCACUCACGAGACUCUGACCGAAAUGUGCGGACAAUUGUCACGAUUAACACAAUUACGGCGAUUGAGUCUCGGGUUUAAGAUAAAGGGUUCGCAGCACUCAUUCAACGACUAUUUGCGCACAAUUGGCGUGAAUUGCAAACAAUUGCAACGAUUGUCGUUUAGUUUAUUCUCAAAGAAGUGUGAAUACAAUCUCAAGACAUUGGAUUCGUUGGCAUAUUUCCGGCGAUUAAAACGAUUAGAUCUAACACUUUAUGUGACCGUCGAUGAGAUAUCGUUGGAUGUCUUGAGAGAGUGCCGACGGUUAACACAUUUAGACAUCUAUUUGACUAAAAUGAACGCAAAUGUGUUUAAAAUUAUCCGCAAAAACUGUCCACAACUUCAAUAUCUAUGCAUUCAAAACAUGAAUAGCAUUAUAGAGACGGAGUGUUUGGAUCAGAUCUCAAGACUACCGGCGCUGCAAAUGCUUGUCAUUCACUGCAAGAGAAGCGGAGAUAUGGCACAACAGAUGAAACACUUGAAGACAUCACUCGAGACCACAUAUGGCUGUGAAAAUGAAGACCAAAAAAGACAUCAGCCAAAGAUUUACGCGAAGAACUCAAUGGACAGAUUCGGUGAUGAUUUGUGUGCACUUCUCUUGUCUUAUCUCUCAUUUGAAGACCGGUUUCAAUGCGAAUGUGUGUCCAAACAGUUGCAGAGGACAGUCUUCGCGAGUGUUGUGGACAUUACUCUUAGCGACCGAUUUAUACAGCGAUUACUGAAUGCCAAGAAAAGUGAUACCGAUAUGUUGGCUAUAAUUGCCAUAAAGUGUGCGGAGAUUCAGACUAUUGACUGCCGAGGAAUAACCAAAGACUACGAGAAACGCAUUCCCGAAGUGUUGGGUAUAUUGAGAGCCUAUUGCCGUCAUUUACGAGACAUUUACUGCGAUUUGGGUGCGAAUAGCCGUCAAAUGAUGGCCACAUUUGGACCACUGGUCACACGAAUCGGUGCCAUAAACUCGUAUAACGACAGCAAAGCGCUCACUCAUUGCCACCGAUUGUCACAAUUAAGGGAGUUAAAGUUGAAGAAACUGUCGGUACAAUUGUCACGAUUACCACAAUUACGGGAACUGAUACUCAGUUUGAAUUUAUCGCACGGCCAGACAUCGGCGGCUGUGACCGACUUUAUGCGCACAAUUGGCGUGAAUUGCAAACAAUUGCAACGAUUGUCACUCCAGUUGUCCGCACAAUCGGUGCUCAAUAUAUCGUUGGAUUGGUUGAGAUUUUAUGGCCCAUUAAGACAGUUAUGUUUGGAGAUCUAUGCCGUCAUCGAUGAGCGAGUGUUGGAACCGUUGAGACACUGCAAGAGAUUAACGCAUUUAGAGAUCUAUUUAAAGAAAAUAAACACAAAUGUGUUGAAGGAUUUGCAUCAAUACUGUCCACGACUUCACUAUCUAUUCAUUCGUGACUUGAAUGGCAUUAUAGACACCGAGUGUUUGUCACACCUCUCAAGACUACCGGCGCUGCAAAUGCUUGUCAUUGAAACCCAUAACAACAUUACUACCAGUGAUAAUGAUUUGAAUGCUGUGUUGUCUUCGAGUCUUUAG
Molecule: messenger RNA, 2452 nt
Organism: Medioppia subpectinata
Lineage: Eukaryota; Metazoa; Arthropoda; Arachnida; Sarcoptiformes; Oppiidae
Source: the annotation of a GenBank genome assembly